This is a messenger RNA of Oreochromis niloticus (Nile tilapia), 2900 nucleotides long. RefSeq names its product phospholipid phosphatase 3 (gene plpp3). Gene Ontology annotation, biological process: phospholipid dephosphorylation; phospholipid metabolic process; cell-cell adhesion. The record is from RefSeq and is a predicted model, not a curated record. The transcript has 7 exons. Gene Ontology annotation, molecular function: phosphatidate phosphatase activity. NCBI's taxonomy places the organism in Eukaryota, Metazoa, Chordata, Actinopteri, Cichliformes, Cichlidae. Gene Ontology annotation, cellular component: plasma membrane. Bases 1 to 942 code for a protein of 313 amino acids.
AUGCAAAAUUACAUGUAUGAGAAAGCAAUGGCUCAAGAGACAAGGAACGGAGGAACCUCUACGUUAAAUAACAACAAUGGUGUUGACAACAGUAAGAAGAAGGUGCUAAUAGUGCUCGAUGUCUUCUGCCUUCUACUUGCUAGCCUGCCUUUCCUGAUCAUUGAGACUAGCACCAUACAGCCGUACCAGCGCGGGUUUUACUGUUCGGACGAGUCCAUCCGGUACCCGCGAAAAGAGGGAGAGACCAUUAGUGAUGCUGUGCUUUGUGGUGUUGGCAUUCUUAUUGGCAUCUUCUCCAUUGUGAUUGGAGAAUGCUACAGGAUUCACCAGCUGCACGAAGGAACCAAGUCAUUUGUGGGGAAUCCCUACGUUGCAGCUCUCUACAAGCAGAUAGGUGUGUUUCUCUUUGGCUGCGCCAUCAGCCAGUCAUUCACAGACAUUGCCAAGGUGUCUGUAGGUCGGAUGAGACCCCACUUCUUAGAUGUUUGCAAACCAGAUUUCUCCACUAUUAACUGUUCAUUGGGGUACAUCACCAACUACACCUGCACUGGGGAAGAUAGUGAAGUACAGGAAGCUAGGAAAUCCUUCUUCUCAGGACAUGCCUCGUUUUCGUUAUUCACCAUGCUCUACUUGUGUUUCUACAUCCAGUCCAGGUUUACAUGGCGUGGCGCUCGUCUCCUCCGCCCAUUGCUACAGUUCACUUUGUUGAUGAUGGCUUUCUACACUGGCCUAUCACGCGUGUCCGACCACAAGCACCACCCGACCGAUGUCCUGGCAGGAUUUGUGCAGGGAGCCCUGGUGGCCUACUGCAUAGUGUUCUAUGUGUCAGACCUGUUCAAGCCAAGGGUGAAGCCGGCCACACCCCCGCCCUCCCCGAUUAAGAAGGAGCUGCUCCCUUCAUCUGACAUCAUUGAGAGAAACAACCACCACAACAUGGUGUGAGAGAGCCCACGUCGUUUUGUGACUGAGGAGCCAAUCGCAGCACUGCUCACCUCCCAUUGGACAGUAGAAUGUAGCGACAAGAGACGAUUGCUGCUUGUUGAAUGGCAUCCUCCGCCCUUUUGCAGUGCCCCAGCUGGAGGCACUUUGUGGACUAGGGUGUCAGAUUUGAGAUUUGCACUGCAGAGUCCACUCUCACUAUCCAGACUUAUUAUUUACUAUAACUACUAAUCAGCAUUUGAGCCCAUCCUUUUGAGCACAAAAAAAAAGAAAGAAUUGGAAGCUGAAAGACAAAAUUAAUUAAGAAGAUGAUAACUUGACAGGCAGAGCUAAGGGUGGAAAAAAAGACAAACCCCCUGCCUAGGGAGAGAGGGAUUUCCAGUGAAGCUUCCUCCCCGAACUCUCUGUGGCCUUGGAACAGCAAAGGAAAACAACUUCCUUACCUAAGGGAAGGACAUUACUGCAAUAAUUAGCAGCGUAGAAAUGAUAACUAUAUAGAAAAAUAUAACUUAUAGCACUGUUUUAACUCCAUUGUCCAUUAUCACCACUUGCUGCCUGAGAUGUUUGUCUGAAAAGAUCUUGAUCAUGCUGACAUAAUGAGACAGAAAUAUUGACUCCAAGAAACCAAACCCAGUUGGUAGUUUCAACACUUCAUAUGUGGGGGAAACAUAGUUUUCAUACUAGAGGCUCUAUAUCUACAGUCCACUGUAUGGAUCACACACUGCUCUUAGUAGGCCUUUAUAACAGGCUACAGAGGAGUCCUUUUAUUUCAAAUCUUAGGCCCUGGAAAGUCAGGCCCUCUGACCUCAUUGACCUCUGUCUCCAGAUCAGCACAUCAAGCUUUUUUUAGUGGAUUUCAGAGUGGCCCAAUCCCGGGAUGUUGCAUUUUUGAGAGUUAGAUGAAGUAAAGGGGGUUCAAUUCUAUGGAAGGAUGGAUGGGGGCAGACCUCACAGCAUCCUCCUGCCCGUACAAGAGGCGUGGCUGUGCCAUGCCACUUCUUGGUGAUGGGGCUAUUCUCUGUGGCUUCCUAAACCAGAAGGUGAUAGGUGGGUGGAAUGAAAGGGUGUGGUCUGUUACCAUGCACAGAGGGUGAUUUACAGCAAAGCUGGCACAUUAUUUUGGGAUGAUUUGGGCUCUUUCCGCUGGCAGGGAGGGGCUCUCACCCACUCAAUCACUCAUUGGCAGUGGAUGUCUGUCUCUCAAAGUGUGUGUGUGAGUGUUUGCAUGUGCGUUCUUAUGUUGGUAUGCUUGUGCUUGUUGUCAGUGUGAUUGUGUGUGUUCGUUUGAAUGAGCGCUGUGCCCUGUGAAAAGGAGCCCCCUCUUGAUAAACUGUGUCAAAUGACAAGCGUGAAUGUGUUCCACUGUAUGUCUGAGAGCAGGUGAGUUAUAAAAACUGUGGAUCUAAUAUUUUUAUUCUCUGCUAAGAAGCAUCUUUAACCUUGUAUGUUUAUAGCCUGUCCUGUGUAAUCACUAACAGUUGUACAGUACAGCAUACAGAAGUCCUUUUUAUUUACAGCCAACUCAGAUAUCCUCCAACAACACACUCCGCCAUGUUGCACAUCUUUCUCAUUGUAUAGUCCGUCCUAUCAUUUCACUCUUUUUUUUUUAUAAAUAUAUAAAUAAUGUAUAGAUCACUAAAAUUAACCCUGUAAGAUAUUGUUUCUUAACAUGUUUAGAUAUAUCCACUAUACAGACCUGUGUUCUUUACAAAAUGCUGCUUAAAAGCAUCGAUUGACAGAUUUUUGUAUCUAGAUAAAUAAACUAUUGUAGAUUGUAAUAGUUACAUUUGUGAUAUGCUAAAAAAAAAUACACCCCCUACUUGUAUUAAAAUUCAUAGUAUUUUUGUAUUGUCUUGUCCUCUUUUGUACAAAAUAAAUAGCAGUAAUGGUGUUUUUUCUGCUAAAUGUACUUUGCUUUAUUACAUGUGCUUUUCAAUAAAAAAACAGCUCAUAUGAACACA